Messenger RNA from Harpegnathos saltator (Jerdon's jumping ant), 4665 nucleotides. RefSeq names its product VPS54 subunit of GARP complex scat (gene scat). Lineage: Eukaryota; Metazoa; Arthropoda; Insecta; Hymenoptera; Formicidae. Gene Ontology annotation, cellular component: GARP complex. Gene Ontology annotation, biological process: retrograde transport, endosome to Golgi; Golgi to vacuole transport. The coding region runs from base 88 to 3012 and encodes 974 amino acids. The record is from RefSeq and is a predicted model, not a curated record. Gene Ontology annotation, molecular function: syntaxin binding. The transcript is spliced from 13 exons.
AGAGAGAGCUGUGAGAGAAGCAGUGCUCCGAAACCCGAGCGCCCGUCGACGUCACGAUGGUGAGCUGAGAGGUGACGGACACAGGCAAUGGCGAAAAACGCGAGAGACUCCGAGACGGUGCCAAUGAUCCUGGUGUGCGAACACUGCUCUAAUCAGACGUUCAAGCAGAUUCAAGACUUCGUUAGACAUCUGAGAGAUCAGCAUUGUUCCAGAGAAGGUGGAUCCUUCGUGUGCCUCUAUGGCUAUAAUGGAGUAUGCACCAGUCUUCCUGUGGAAGGUGUUUCCGACAAGGAUUAUGUAGCACACGCCACCAAGCACGCAGCGAUGCAGCAGCAACGAAAAAGCAACGGCCAGUUGUCGGAGGCCGGCUCGUCCUGGACGGUUUAUUCAGCUGCGCAAAAUCUACCUGCCGUUCUCAACGAUCCCUUCAAGGGGAAGCAGAGUAAUUUUCUCACUCGCACCUGGGGAGAUGGGUUUGUCGAGAAGGUGGAUAUCCCAAAGAGUCCCUAUCUGCCCGAGAUCACGAUGCAGCAUUUUGAGAUGUAUUUGAAAAAGAUUGCAAGGAGAUAUCGGAAACAUUCACGGAUGAACUCGAACGCAAAUAGGCCAACUACUCCGAACGAGCUGCUUCAAAAUUUUCCAAAUCUUAGGAAGGUGAAAUCAUUAGAUCGGCUGCAAUUCGAUUUAGCUAGUAUUCCAAAGAUCUUCUUAGUGCCGGCUUUAGAUCUUUCGCAAAAAGACAACUUUGACGCUGUGUUUCCGUUCGCGAAAGACGGUCUGUUGACCGAGGAAUGCAACAUUGUUAUGCACGUGAAGCAAAUGCAAGAGAAGUUGAGUCACUAUCUGGACAUUGUGGAGGUGCGAAUAGCUGAGCAAGUCGCGUCCAAAUCUCAAGCCUUCUUCCACGCAAUGACGUCUCACGAUGCGCUCAUGGAACAACUCACUCAGACUAUCACGGUUCUAAAAGCUCUCAGGAAGAAUAUUCGUCAAGUCGAUCAGCAUCUAGUCAAAAAUUCAUUAGAAAUUUUACGCUUGGAACGCGCCAGGUCCAAUAGGUUGUUGGUUCAAGAAAAAUUGAAGCUCAUGGCGACUGUGCAUCAAAGCCAACCCAUGAUACAGCUAUUGUUAUCUACGCCGGACUACGUCGCGGCGCUAGAUCUCAUCUCCACGACGCAGGAGAUCCUCUUGCAGGAACUCAACGGGAUACACAGCUUCAGACACUUGAGUUCGCAACUGACCGAGAUGGAGAAGCUCGUGGAUAAGAUGCUGUCCGCCGAGUUUCAGAGAUACGCGACGGCGGAUCUCAACAGACCGUUGGGCGGCGAAAACACCGUUCUGGACGGCGAUAAGCUGGUGUCCAUCAUCUCCGGACUGCUGCGUCAGAAACACUUUCAAUUUGUGGACACGUACAAAGAGGAAGCUGUGACUACGAUAAGAGCGUUAACGAAGCAACGAGUGAUCGAGGCCUUGGCUGCGAGCGAUUGUUGCAGCGAUCAGCAGGCAGCAGCUCUCGAGGUCGGGGGCUUAUCUUUGACGGAGAGAUUAACUCUGCUCCACAACACCAUACAGUCGUUCACUUAUCUUCUAUCACGAGUUAAGGCAGUUCACGAUGUAAUGAGAGACACCGCAGACUUAUCGGCGGGACGUUUAUGCGACGGCUCGUUCGAUGAAUCAGUACCUGAUCGUUUACUGACUCAAGAAGAGCAUACGCGAGUAACCACCAAACUCACUGAUAUGAUUACUUCUGUAUGCGAUUAUUGCCACGAGCGAAUGGGGAAUCUGCUUUCAGCAGGGACAAAUGAGAAGGAUAAGUUUCACAACGACAAGGACAAAGUUAUUGGCGACACGUCGCAGAGCCACAAGUCCGACGACAAAGAGUAUCAAGCGUGGAACGAUAAGGGCUCCUGGCUGAGCGAGAGAGCGACGACCGCUCAGGUUUGCCAAUUGGCCAAUAUGGUCGAGGAAUUUACGUACGCUUGCGAGAAACUCUGCGGCAAGCAGUGCACGGCGUUACGCUCGGCGUUCAAGGCCCAAGCGAGCAAAUUUGUGCAGCGUUUUCACAACGAACGGAAGAACAAGCUGACGCUGCUGCUGGAAUCCGAGAGAUGGAAGCAGGCCGAUGUGCCCUUGGAAUUUCAGUCGUUGGUGACGUACGUGUGCGAGAAAAAGUGCUUUCCGCUAAAGAUGUUCACGCGCGAGGAGGACGACACGAAGAGCGACGGCGUGGAGAACUUUAUCGUCGUCGGCGACGAGAGAUUUGCCGUGGUCGGGACCGCUCUGAUGCUCAUACAAAUGAUACACGAGUACUGCAGGACCGGCAGUGAGUUGGUCGCCUUGUCCGGGACUAUAGGGAGACAAUUGGCCGAGCUGCUGAGACGCUACAAUUCGCGAUGCUGUCAACUGGUUCUCGGCGCGGGCGCGAUACAAGUCGCGGGCUUGAAGACCAUCACGAGCACGAUCCUCGUGUUGGCGGCGCGAAGUCUCAAGCUCAUAUUGUGGUUCAUGCCGUUCGUCAAAGCGCAUUUCCAAGCGCUCAUGGAACAGAAUCCUAAUCGAGGAGGACUCAUUGGCACGUCCGGUAUGAGCGGCGGGGUGGCUUUGUUAGACAGCGUCGAGAAGGAUAUUCGCGCGCACGUGCGGGAAAUCGAAGGGAAAAUCCUCACCAUCGUGGACAAUUUGCUGGGCGGCCAAAUAUCCAAGUGGACAGCGAGACCUCCGGUGCCGUCGAAAUCUUUUAGAAAUAUUUCCAGUUACCUGAUGAAACUUCACGAAGCCGUCUCCGGGAUUCUACCUACCGUUGAAGUACAAUCGCUUUACCGCACCGUAAACACGUCUUUCAAGGAGAAGCUUAGGGAGCAAUUGAUAAAAAUGAACAUCGUGAACAACGGCGGACCUCAGCACGGUGUGGUCACGUCCGAGCUCACGUUCUACUUGGAAGCCUUAAGAAAGCUAAAAGUACUACCGAGCGAAGAGCUAAAUGACAAUUGGAUGAGCGACAUAUGGACUAGAUAACAUGCAGAGCGUGUGAUAUACUGCAUCGUAGAAGCCAUGAAGUACUAUAGGAGAAGGUGACUAAUCCGUACACACUCGUCUUCCUUUGUAUUAUUCAUCGUCGUCGUCGUCGUCGUCGUCGUCGUCGUCGUCGUCGUCGUCGUCGUCGUCGUCGUCGUUGUCGUCGUCGUCGCGAAACACGAAACACGGUGACGGACGACACGCAAGCGUGGUGUUUUCGUGAGACGGAAUGUUCACGCAUUCGGGCGAAAGAAUUUUAUGAACGUUCAUAUCACAUGAUUCUGACAACGUUGAUUGUAUUAGUUGCGAAUGAUCAGACAACUGAAUUGUUUUCAUUCCACGAGACACAUUUUUUUCUCCAAGCGUUGCAAUCGACAAUGUUUGUAGGACGACCAGUCAGUCAUACAUGACUCUCAAGUAUUUCCGCUGACCAUAGUGUUCAACAACAAAAUUGCUACAAAGUAUACAUGAAUUAUAUCGAGUAGAGAUAUGUCCGUAGCUAUUUUGUGAAAGUAUUAUUUUCUAAUACAACACACGGCUGCGGGGAGGGAGGGAGGGAGGGAGUGGAGAGAAACGUCACGUUUUUUUGUUUAUGUUACGAAUGAAGCAUCGUCUCUCUCGCAGACAUCUCCAGAUAUACCACGAUUUUUGUGUGGCCGGGUCCAAACGAGAGCGAUUUGUAAAUUUUUUGUAUGAUAUCUAACAGUGUCUAACAGAGACAUGUGCAACUUCUAUUUCCGAACUGAUUGUAUAUUUCUCGCAGAGAAUUGUAUUGUUUUCUUUUCUUUCUGUUUUUCUUUUUUUUUUCUUUUGCAAGGAACAUCUAAGAUAGGUGAAUUGUUACAUGUGUCGAUUGUAAUUGACGCGAGAACGAAGUCGCGACGAAAGGGGUCACAACAAAAAUGUACGCGUCGCUCGUCGUUUAAAAAUUCGUUCUCUCUCUCUCUCUCUCUCUCUCUCUCUCUCUCUCUCUCUCUCUGAGAAAAAGAAGAAUUUGUAAUUAUUAUUCUUCAUAAUUGAUAUUAACGCGAUUCUUAUGUGCAGUCGACAAUGGUAUUAAUUAUAUACGAAAGACAAUGUGUUCGUGAAAGAUUUUAUCAAAUAUUCUAAAGGGGACGCGCAAAAAGAGGGAAAGGGGAAAAGGAGAGAAAAAAAAUAUGUGCACUCACAUGAAUAAAUUUAGAAGAAAGUCCGAGAGUCUCUAUAUCGCGGAUUGUAUCGUGCAUUCCAUUCCUGACUUCAUCUAGUCCGUAUUGUACAUAAUAUUGCGAGAGGUGGAUACGCUGAUCGACUGUACUUUAAUUCAUAAAUGAAUUUGCGAAUCUAGAGCGUAAUGCGCGCCGGGUGGUGAUCCUUAGCGUAUUAAACAGAAUAAGGCUCUGAACACAUUUUUGUCACACACUACGGAAGGGAAGUCGCGCGGAAGAGCGCUCGGAGCCGAUUACUAUUAUUACAAAGGAUAUCCUCCGUGGAUUUCAUUCUACCAAGACUGACGACCUCUCUCCCGUUAGAUCAUCGCGCGCAUACGAAAGAAGGAAUGAGAAGCGUGUUACGUAGGAAGAUUAUUAAUUUUUAGAUUUAAAUUAUUGUAUCUUGUACCAUCUUGCAUAAUGUACUGUGAGCAUUAACAUAAAACGAAUUAAUGACACCGCA